GUCACUCCAGACCGGUAGGUGGCAGUAAAACAUCAUAAUGUUGCCCUACAGCCUCAAUUCGGAGACGAAGAAGAAGAAGACGACGAAGACAUCAAUAUGUUCCCUUGCUGUACUUAAUAUAAUUCAGUUUUCAGAGUUGCAGUAACUUCUGCUGGUAUAAAGAUGCCCGCUGGUGUGUCUUGGCCGAGGUACAUGAAAAUGUUUGCAGCCAGUGUGUUGUCCAUGUUUGCCGGUGCCGAGGUCGUCCAUCAGUAUUACCGCCCUGAUUUGAGCAUUCCAGAGGUUCCUCCAAAGCCUGGAGAACUGCACACAGAACUUCUUGGAUUGAAGACUCAACAGACAGCCUCGGAGAACCACUGAUGUCAGUUUUCAGAUAUAAAUGUGUAUAUAUGUCUAAACCAAAUAUAAAGAUGUAAACAUGUUACAGUGUGGUGACCUUGAAAUACGUUGUGAAAUUCCAUAAUGGAAGAAUAAAAUUAUUUGUAUUUUUUUCAACUAAUUCUAAUAAAUAAAAGCCAUUUUGUUGGUUAUAAAAAUAUA
Pangasianodon hypophthalmus (striped catfish) is the source of this 540-nucleotide messenger RNA. RefSeq names its product protein brawnin. Lineage: Eukaryota; Metazoa; Chordata; Actinopteri; Siluriformes; Pangasiidae. The record is from RefSeq and is a predicted model, not a curated record. Gene Ontology annotation, cellular component: mitochondrion. The transcript is spliced from 3 exons. The coding region runs from base 163 to 360 and encodes 65 amino acids. Gene Ontology annotation, biological process: mitochondrial respiratory chain complex III assembly.